Molecule: messenger RNA, 1827 nt
Organism: Necator americanus (New World hookworm)
Lineage: Eukaryota; Metazoa; Nematoda; Chromadorea; Rhabditida; Ancylostomatidae
Exons: 21
Coding region: 1-1827 (608 amino acids)
Source: RefSeq, a predicted model, not a curated record
AUGGAUGAAGAUGUCGAUCUGGUAGAAUACGAAGCCUCAGUCUCCUCUAAUGAGUCAGGCUCUCUGAAUGUGAUCCAAUUUCUUCCAUUACCUUCCACUCAGAAGGAAACCGAAAUGUCGUGCAAAAAUUUGAACCAACAAGAUCAACAGACAUGCUCAGAGGCUGACCACUAUUCGAAACAGGCGGAACUGAGCGUUGUUACUGAUGCUGACAUCUCUGAUGCAGAAACACCAGAAGAUGGUUCAAUCAAGCGCACAAAUAGCAAUACGAAUGAAGAAGAAGAUGGCUAUGACAUGGAUACUGCUCUUUCACUUUUGGCAACUGACAAAGCGGUCAGUCGUGGUGAUCUUCUGUUGCCGUUGCAGAGGUUGAUGCUACGCGUAAGGAAACUCGGUUGUAUUGUAGAUGCAGUCCAGGUAAAAUGCACUCGUAGAAAACUGAAAUGCUCUGUGGACGCUUGUUCUUACAGGGGACCAAACCCCGAAAGCAUUGGAUUUAGGUGUACUCUGCCGUCCGCCAUCGAGAUUGCAGCCCAGUGGAUUUGUAUUUGUGUGGUAGACGUCAGCCGUCAGAACACUCUUCUAAUCAAGCUCAUCAAUAGUUUGAGAGAUGAAGGGGAGAAUGCUGAACGAUCACAUGUGAUGCCAAUUUCGUCUAUUUCACGCAAAAAACUGCUAGAUUUUCCUUUUCGAAUAUGUAGCCGCCACUUCAGCACGAAAAUCACGGAUACUUCUGUUUCUGUCGUACCCGAUAUAAAUCUUCCUGAAAGAUCGAUGAUUUUUUAUGAGGAACUGUUGCCUCGACUCCGGCGUCGAUAUGUCUUCCUUUCUGAAACAGGAUACGAAGACAUAGACAUAGAUAAACUUGAGCCGAAUGGGAUUUUAAUAUCACCAUAUGCCAAUCCUCUCCCUUGUGAUGUACCAGGUGAGCUUUUCGCUACUAUUCUCAUGGGAUAUGUAAAGAUGUUCUCCAUCCCAUCAAACAGCGCCGACUAUGGAAGAUGGCAUAAGGCUAUUCAGAAUGGUAUUGGAUUACCUAGCACUUUUGAGUUCCACCUUCCUGAAGCUGGACAUGUUUGCGAGAUGCAUUUUUCAGAAGGGAAACGUUACACAAGAGGAGUUAUGCAGGAUCCAAGCGUCUUCCGCAAAUUGUCUGUCGAAGGUGUUAAUCCUAAACUUUCUCAGCUAGGACCAGUCUGUCUAACAACUUGUGCGAUCGCCACCUGUUCAAAUGCGGUUAUUGACACCGUAUGUGUCCCUUUCCCAAAACCAGAUGACGACCUUUAUCAUCGUUGGAUCGACGCUCUAGCGAUAGAUGAUGAGUCGAACGAAACUAAAUUCAUCUGCUUACGACAUUUUUCGCUUUCUCGAGAAGAAGGUCUUGUCCCUAUCAUAUGUCUCAACGGAGAAGCAAAACUAGAUUUCUGUGGGGAUCAACGAUUGAAAAGAAGGCACGAAAAUAUUGAGGAGGAGGUGAAAAAGAACAGACUCGAUGCUCAAGAAAAUGCUCCCGAUUUAUAUCCGACAAAUAAUGGUGGUGAGAGAUCUGAACAGGAAAAAAGCUGUUGUGUGGAAAGCCGUCGCAUUGGCGAAACAGUGGAGCAAAUAGAAAUGAAGGCCCGCGUAGUUGAACGUGUUGUUGCUCAACUGCAAAUUACUUGUAAGAAUCACUACGAUAAUAAAGGUGAAUUCAACCAUUACAUGAAGUUUCAACUCUUUGACAUACUAUCUGAAUUACGGUCACAGAAAGGAGUUGUUCACUCUUUGCGUCAAAGACUGGAAGACUCAGUAAAAGAUCCAGACAAGCUCCGUUGGGCUAUAGACUAA